Messenger RNA from Scomber japonicus (chub mackerel), 544 nucleotides. It is a transcript of the gene lsm5, whose product is annotated as LSM5 homolog, U6 small nuclear RNA and mRNA degradation associated. Bases 24 to 299 code for a protein of 91 amino acids. The transcript has 5 exons. Gene Ontology annotation, biological process: mRNA splicing, via spliceosome. Gene Ontology annotation, cellular component: U4/U6 x U5 tri-snRNP complex; U6 snRNP; Lsm1-7-Pat1 complex. The record is from RefSeq and is a predicted model, not a curated record. NCBI's taxonomy places the organism in Eukaryota, Metazoa, Chordata, Actinopteri, Scombriformes, Scombridae. Gene Ontology annotation, molecular function: RNA binding.
UUUCAGUCAAUAGGUUGAACAUCAUGGCGGCUACUCCAACUACAAACCCCUCACAGUUGCUCCCACUCGAGCUGGUGGACAAAUGUAUCGGCUCUCGGAUUCACAUCGUCAUGAAAACCGACAAAGAAAUCGUCGGCACCCUGCUGGGGUUUGAUGACUUUGUCAACAUGGUCUUAGAGGAUGUGACAGAAUUUGAAAUCACACCAGAGGGAAGGAGGAUAACCAAACUGGAUCAGAUUCUGCUCAAUGGCAAUAACAUCACUAUGCUCAUACCUGGAGGAGAAGGCCCUGAAGUAUGAGAUGAGGAGGAUCAUCACUGGAUGCUGAAGCUGUUUUGUGUUAUGCCUUUCCUACGUUGUGUACCUUAGUUAAUUAUGUCAUUAUCGUUCCUCCCCGUUGAUCACUGGAGUGGAAAAUAUUUUUGUUAUAAAAUUCCUAAUUGAGUAUUUGUUUUACUAAAAAGAUAAAACUGUAUCAUGAAUCACACAUGACAAAAAAAACAGGUUUUGUUACAAAUAAAUGAGAAUCUCACUCAAUAUAAAAA